AGGAGUGAAGUUGUGUGAUUUGUUUUAUUUUGUCUAUUUAGUGUUUCUUCGUGUAAUAACGGUGGUUUAUUAACUGUUUAAUAUCUGUGAAAGUGCACAAAUGUGGGAAAAUGAAACAAAGCCGCUGGACGUCACUUCUCGGGAUCCUCCAAAAAGUCCACUGAAAAAAUCUUAGUACCUUACCAUCGGAGUGAUACAAUUCCGAAUUUAAAUUUACAAUGGCAAUGAAUAGAUUUAUGCACCCUCGAAAUAUAUAUAAAACUCCACCGGACUUCAUUCAAUUGGCCAAAGAUUUCUCAGAAUUUUCAAAGAUUACAAAAACUGAUGUUACGGGGAAGGUUACUAUUGACUUCAAAGACCCUCAAUCACUGCGCGUAUUAACUAAAUGUUUGUUGAAAAAAGAUUUUAACCUAGAUGUGGAAAUCCCAUCAGAUAGACUUGUACCCACACUUCCUUUAAGACUUAAUUAUAUUUUGUGGAUAGAAGAUAUAUUGGCUGCUGUUGAAAUAUUCACAGAUGUAAAGGGUUUAGAUAUAGGUACAGGAGCUUGUGCCAUUUAUCCACUGCUGGCAGCUGUAAAAAACCAAUGGCUUAUGUAUGGUACAGAAACUGAUGCAAACAGUUUGAAAGUAGCACAAGAAAAUAUACAAAAAAAUAAUCUCCAGGACUUAAUAAAAUUAAAAAUAAACACCACAAGUUCUAUAAUUGAUUAUUUAUUCACUGAAAAUGAAACUGUAUACUAUGAUUUUUGUAUGUGCAACCCACCAUUUUAUAGUACAAUGAUGGAAUUAUGGGAGUCUAGGAGCCCAGCAAGACCUCCUCCUAAAAAUGGUUUCACUGGAUCACCUCAAGAAUUAAUAACUGAAGGUGGUGAAUUAGAAUUUUGUAGGAAACUUAUUGCUGAGAGCAAAAAAUAUUGCUAUAACAUUUUAAUCUUCACAUCAAUGAUUGGUCACAAGUUUAAUUUGGCUCAACUUAUCGAUGAUUUGAAGUCAGAUAAUAUUAAUUAUACACAUACGGAGUUUUGUCAAGGACGAGUAACCAGAUGGGGAUUAGCUUGGACAUUUCACGAUUAUGAUCUACUGCAACUACUUCCCCCAAGAGAUAAACCAAGAAAAAAGAUUCAACCACUAGUUUUUCUUUUACCGGAACUUCCGAAUUGUACAUAUGACUUAGCAUCCGCUUCAAACAAAGUCAAAACCAUUUUAGAUAGAUUAGGAAUCGCUUAUGAAGUUGUUGAAAAAAGAGGGAACACUAUAAAAAUAGAUAUGGUAGCAAAAGUAAAUACGUGGUCUAACCAACGAAGAAAAAGACGUCAAGAAAAAAGGAUGCAAGAAGAAACGGACGUAAAGAAGAUGAAAAGUAAUAAUUUAGAAUUAAAUGAUAUGAAAAAUGGUAGUUUUGAGAUAACUGAAAAUACUAGUUCACAUGUACAAAGUAAUGCAGAAUUAGUUGUAAAUAAGGUAAUUGAAAAAAACAAUGAAGACUCUAAUGCAGUUAGAAGCACAGAAUCAGAGCAAGAAGGAUUAUUAGGAAUACAAGUACGUGCAGUUUUAAAAAUAUUCAAAAAAGAUAAUGAAAUUCUGCUUGAAACAGAGUUCAUCAAUGGUACUUUAGGUAAAGAAGGAUUGCAUCAGAUUGUACAGUUUAUUAAAAAUAAUUGGAAAUAAA
Messenger RNA from Bombyx mori (domestic silkworm), 1671 nucleotides. RefSeq names its product U6 small nuclear RNA (adenine-(43)-N(6))-methyltransferase. Gene Ontology annotation, molecular function: 23S rRNA (adenine(1618)-N(6))-methyltransferase activity. Lineage: Eukaryota; Metazoa; Arthropoda; Insecta; Lepidoptera; Bombycidae. Gene Ontology annotation, cellular component: nucleus. The record is from RefSeq and is a predicted model, not a curated record. The transcript has 8 exons. Gene Ontology annotation, biological process: rRNA base methylation. The coding region runs from base 219 to 1670 and encodes 483 amino acids.